AUGGCAAUUUUCCCCAACCCCUGCCUCCUGGCUUAUCUGCUCACCCUCAUGGUCCUGCAGCUGCCCACACUGGAUUCAGCCCCCUUCGAUGUGUCCGCACCUCAGGAGCCGGUGCUGGCCCUAGUGGGCUCAGAUGCGGAGCUGACCUGUCGCUUCUCCCCAAACGCGAGCUCGGAGCACAUGGAGCUUCGGUGGUUUCGGCAGACUAGGUCGCCAGCGGUGCUUCUUUAUCGGGCUGGCCAGGAGCAGGAGGACCAGCAGAUGGCCGAGUACCGCGGGAGGGCCACGCUGGUGACCGACGGGCUCCCGGACGGCCGCGCUACACUGCGGAUCCGAGGUGUCAGGCUCUCGGACCAGGGGGAGUACCGGUGCUUUUUCAAAGACAACGACAGCUCGGAGGAGGCCGCUGCGCAUCUCAAAGUGGCUGCUCUGGGCGCUGAUCCUCACAUCAGUAUGGGAGUUAAAGAGAAUGGACAGAUCCAACUGAAAUGCACCUCCUCGGGGUGGUUCCCAGAGCCAGAAGUGCAAUGGAGAACUCCCUCAGGAGACAGAAUUCCAGUCACAGCAGAGUCCAGGAAUCGUGAUGAGGAAGGCCUGUUCACUGUGGCAGCUUCAGUGAUCAUCACAGACAGCUCCAUAAAGAAUGCGUCCUGCUGCAUCCAGAAUCUCCUCCUUGGCCAGGAGAAGGAAGUAGAGAUCUCUGUACCAGCUCCCUUUGUACCAAGGCUGACUCCUUGGAUAGUAGCUGUGGCUUCCGUCAUACUGGCCCUAGGAUUUCUCACCAUUGCGUCCAUAUUUUUCACUUGGAGACUAUACAAGGAAAGAGCCAGAGAGCGGAAGAGUGAAUUUGGCUCUAAAGAGAGACUUCUGGAAGAACUCAGAUGCAAAAAGACCGCACUGCAUGAAGUUGACGUGACUCUGGAUCCAGACACAGCCCACCCUCAUCUCUUUCUAUAUGAAGAUUCAAAAUCAGUUCGCUUGGAAGAUUCGCGUCAGAUCCUGCCUGAUAGACCAGAGAGAUUUGACUCCUGGCCCUGUGUGUUAGGCCGAGAGACCUUCACUUCAGGGAGUCAUUACUGGGAGGUGGAGGUGGGAGAUAGAACUGACUGGGCCAUUGGUGUGUGUAGGGAGAAUGUGGUGAAGAAAGGGUUUGAUCCCAUGACUCCUGAUAAUGGGUUCUGGGCUGUGGAGUUAUAUGGAAAUGGGUACUGGGCCCUCACCCCACUCCGGACCCCUCUCCGGUUAGCAGGACCUCCUCGCCGGGUUGGGGUUUUCCUGGACUAUGAAUCAGGGGACAUUUCCUUCUACAACAUGAGUGACGGAUCGCUUAUCUAUACUUUCCCCAGCACCUCUUUCUCUGGCCCCCUCCGCCCCUUCUUUUGCCUGUGGUCCUGCGGUAAAAAGCCCCUGACCAUCUGUCCAGCUGGCAAUGGACCUGAGAAAAUCACAGUCAUUGCUGAUGUCCAGGACACCGUUCCCUUGUCUCCGCUAGGGGAAGGCCCUGCUUCCGGAGAAGUGGAUACUCUCCAUUCUAAACUGAUAUCUUUCUCACCUAGCCAAGCGGCACAUUAAUGGCUCUUCCAGCUCCACAAUUCCCUUUGAUCUCCCUCACACUCCGAAGCUGCAGGUGCCCGUUUCCUAGACUCCUGUUUCUUCCUGGGAGGUCCUAACGUGUUUCUGUACCAAUAUUGGGGAGAUUGAGAGGAGAUUCCUAAACUAUUUCAGGUGCCCAUAUCCCUUCAGAUCAGAGCCUACACAGGAGGGCUUGGCAAAUCACCCGAGGGACCAAGAGGCAAUUAGGUUGGCAUGAAAUUGUGGCAGCAACAUUUGGAAUAGAAAUAUGUGGAACAACAGAUUUUAGGCAAGAGAAAAACAAAACCAAAGCACAGCAUGCUGGGAAAGGAAAGAUCUUAGGCUAAAAAGCCCAUAGAGAAAUUUAGAAAAGACAAGACAGAAACAGAUGAAGGGAAUGUGGUCCAGUUAGGUAUACUUGUCCUGUCUCUAGGGUUUUCAGGACUACAUCUCAACAUUUCGUAUCAAUUAAAUGUUUUGACAACUUCAUACACAUAUCUAAUGCAUUCUAAUUACUCUCACGCUCCUCUGUUCUGUCUUACUUCCCUCCCCUCCCCUCAUCAAUGUCCCCUUCUUGCUGACACACUGAGUUUAACCAGGGCUAUCCUGGGACACAUGGAUUGGUAGUUAUCCACUGAAGUUUGGUGGGCUCAAGAGGACAGGUAUACCUGAGUACAAUGAUUUCCCCUCUCCCACAGUCGAUCAGCACCCACUAGUUCAGCUGGGAAGGAUAGGGCCCCUAUCAUGGCUAACUGUUGACCGGGCCAGUUUUGUGCAGGCCUAAUUCUGGAAACUACAGUACCUUUGAGAUCAUGAUGCAAGUGUCCCAAAGAGAGCGUUUCUCAGCCAUCUCUCUGUCCCCUGGCUCCCAAGGUCUUUUGUCCUCCCUUCCAGGAUGUGUCUUGAACACUGUAUCUAAAAUUUUCUAAGGCAUGUUCUAGAGGAUGGAAGAGACUGGCCCUGCCUGUUUGGAAGCAGAGCUGUGAGCAAGCCGGGCAGGGACAGAAAGGAGUGGAGAUGAGCAGGAGAAGGAGACAUAGGCCGACUACAGAACAGACAGGGUUAUAACAGAGAAGAAAAGUUCCAGCAAACCCGUCAGGUUUAUAUCCGCAUGUGUCAGGCCUGCUCUUCCUUCUGUGUUCUCCUUUUCCCUGCCCCGUAGGUCAAUCCAACCUCACUUUACUGACUCCAUUAGGUAGGUGUGUGUGUGUGUGUGUGUGUGUGUGUGUGUGUGUGUGUGUGUGGAGAUAGAGGUUUUCUACAUGGCUCAGACUGAUCUUGGAUUCCUGAUCCUCCUGCCUCCACCUUCCAAGUGCUGGAACUGCAGCCAUGUCCACCAUACCUGGCAAAUCCGCCAGUUUUGAUUCAGCCUGCUCAGGCAACACCGUUUAUUUUUGCCAAUCUCAGCUGCACGCUCCCUCGGCCUUCACUGCAAUGUCCCCCCACCUCACGGGCACCUUCAGUUCCCUUCUGCUGCCAUUCUUCUCCACACUGUGCUGUUGCUUAAGGUAGUCUGCUAAGCCUUCCUGAUUCUGUUUUGCAUUAGGAGCCCCAGAGUCUCACCAGGAUGCUCAACAAGCAGGACAGUUUGCUCCUAUUUGUGUCUGCUCCCGUGCCCUCUGCUUGCUGGGGUUUGUUUUGCCGAUGACCUGUGUGUCUCCAAGCUCCUCUGUUUCUACUGUACUUUUUCCAGCUUCCAAAAAUGGAAGUUGCCCAUGGAUUUUGUCUAAUAAACAAACA
Molecule: messenger RNA, 3312 nt
Organism: Onychomys torridus (southern grasshopper mouse)
Lineage: Eukaryota; Metazoa; Chordata; Mammalia; Rodentia; Cricetidae
Product: butyrophilin subfamily 1 member A1-like
Exons: 7
Coding region: 1-1572 (523 amino acids)
Biological process (GO): regulation of cytokine production; T cell receptor signaling pathway
Cellular component (GO): external side of plasma membrane
Molecular function (GO): signaling receptor binding
Source: RefSeq, a predicted model, not a curated record